Molecule: messenger RNA, 11327 nt
Organism: Mizuhopecten yessoensis (Yesso scallop)
Lineage: Eukaryota; Metazoa; Mollusca; Bivalvia; Pectinida; Pectinidae
Product: cadherin-related tumor suppressor-like
Exons: 72
Coding region: 102-10739 (3545 amino acids)
Biological process (GO): homophilic cell-cell adhesion
Cellular component (GO): plasma membrane
Molecular function (GO): calcium ion binding
Source: RefSeq, a predicted model, not a curated record
UUUUACAUGUGUGGUGACAAAGACAACAUAUACAGACAGCCUCACAGACAACACACACGGCACCAGUCCAGGGGAGUGUUGAUCAGGUGUUUCACGUCAACAUGAUAUCAUUCUGGCACAUGCUGUUGCUUCCCCUUCUCUUCGGGCUUAGUGAGCAAGAUGUAGUGUCGAAUACAGGGUGUCCCAGGUCAGGUCGCCUCGAUCUUCAUACCAUACCAGAAAAUUUACCAACAGGAACGGAGCUGAUCAUCUUCACAAGCAUACGUAAUAUAGCACUUUCUGGGCCAGAAUCAUCACAUUUUAAUGUCAUUGCUAAGGGAGUUAACGAGUACGGAGUCACCGUCCUGAGACCAUACGACUUCGAGAAUCAGUCGUCGUCGUCGUCCUUCAAAGAUGUUUCUUUUGCAUGUACUCAAGUGAAUGGAUCAGUCGUACAGGGUAAUAUUCAGUUUGUAGUGACAAAUGUGAUAGAAAGUUCACCAGACUUUGGAAGGAGUGAUCAUUCACAUUUCGUUAUACCGGAGAACUCUCCAAUCAACACCACAGUCGGCACACUCCAUGUUACCGUGGCAGACAAAUAUGUAUCUACUUUUGUCAACUUUGGACUGAUUAACACAGGGACGCCAUUCAAAGUUGGCUGGCCUCCAAACAAUCAGCCUGACAGAUACCUGACAGCGGUGAUAUCGGUACAGGAUCCAGCACUACUAAACUACGAAAAGACUACCUAUUAUACACUGACAGUGACAGCCACGGUGUCAGACACGAACAUUACCUCUACUGCCACAGUAUAUAUCAAUGUCACCGACGUGGAUGACAUACCCCCCAAGUUUGAUCAAAAUGGAUAUAACGUAACUGUUGCUGAAGCGAUGUACUCUUCAAAAGAAAUUAUCAAGUUAGUGGCCAGAGAUAAAGAUGCCGGACAGAAGCACACCAUUCUCUACUCCUUGGUCAGAGUGUUCCCACAGACAACUUUGUUCCGGAUAGUCAAUACAACAGGACAGGUGCUCGUAAACGGAACAAUGGACAGAGAGAAAUGUGACAACUACCUCCUUCUGAUCAAGGCAUUCCAGAUAGACAAGCCGGACCUGAGGAUGGACAUGACCACUCUGAAAGUGACCGUAUUGGAUAAAGACGAUAAUCCUCCUGUGAUGGCGCAGACCCAGUACACCACCCGUAUCCCCGAGAACACACCCACCGGCACGAAUGUUCUCACUGUAAUAGCGACCGACGCUGACCAGGGUGCGAAUGCUGAAUUUCAUUACAAAAUAAAGCAGCAGGGCAAUCUUGGCGCGUUCAGCAUUAAUCAGUCAUCCGGCCUGAUCAGUGUUAACAACGGCAGCUUUCUAGACCGGGAGACGACCCCAACUUGGACGUUCACGGUAUUUGCGGAGUCUACGCAGAACAGUAGUAUGAGAAGUAAGGAGGCGAACAUUACUGUCAUCCUGUUGGACGAGAACGACAACAACCCAGUGUUUAACGCUUCUAACCACACAUUUCUUGUCAACAAAACCCUUUCGAUACUGGGCCACAUCGGAACGGUAAGGGCAAGUGACAGUGAUGAGUCUAACAACGGUCAGAUUGUGUAUCGACUUGAAGGUGAUGAGUCGAGGCGAUUCAACGUCAGUACAGAGGGCGGUUUUGGCAAUAUACAGGCUGUGGCGGCGCUUAGUUCCGCAUACAAACCCUGGUACAGGUUCACUGUCGUUGCCAGUGACAUGGCCUCUAUUGGGUACAGGAGGCAGACGUCUGCUCAAGUCGACGUACGUGUAAUUGAUGAAAACGUCAAUACACCUGCUUUCGUGAACAUGACUACUAAUAUAUCUGUUCCGGAGGAUAUUGAUAUAGGGAGAGAUGUCCUACUAUUACAGGCAUAUGACGAGGAUACAAGCGAUGAUUUGACCUUCAUGUUCGGAAACGUAUCUGACUUCAAACUCCACAGGGUGGAUAACAGGAGGGCCAUGAUUGUAAUAAACAAGGCCUUGGACAGAGAAUCUAGACCAGGUCACAUUCUGACGGUUAAAGUCACGGAUUCCGUACACACAUCCACAGUUACCCUGUCUAUCAAUAUAGAGGACGUCAACGACAAUGCGCCCGUAUUUCAGCCUUCUUCUUAUAACUUUACCGUUGACGAGGAAGUCUCCCCAACAUUCAUUGGUAGUGUUACAGCCACUGACAAAGAUCUAUUUGAAAAUGGCAUGCUACAUUAUUCAGUAUUGCCACCGUGGGGACGUAACUUCUCUAUAACGGAAUCAGGACAAUUUAAUGUCACAUCAUCAUUGGACUGGGAAACGUUAUCUGCAACGUCCGGUCAAAUAACACUCCUGGUAAUGGCGACAGACGGGGGAACGCCUCCUCUCAUGGCUACAGCCGUAGUUACUGUACAAGUGAAAGAUGUAAACGACCACGCCCCUAGUUUCAUGGACAACGAAACGAAUAUAACCAUGAACGAGGGACAGAAAGUUUACUUUCCAAUUAAGGCAUACGACGAAGAUGAAGGGGCAAAUGGUCGCAUUUAUUACAGUAUCGAGGAAACUAACGCUACCUCAGUAGACGUUACAAAAGGAACACUAAUGUCCACAGCUGCGCUAACAUACGGGGUGUAUCAGGUGGAGGUAAUAGCUUACAACACUGUGCCUUACAGUACACGAGGACUAUCCAACGGUACCCUGAUAGUGUACAUACAUGUGAAGGACAUCAAUGAUCACAGUCCACAGUUCACGAAUACAACCUACACGUUUUCUCUCCGUGAGGACUUUGAAGUUGGACAUUUGGUGACUCAGAGUAAUAUACACGCAGAGGACAAAGACGAGACCCGUGAGUAUAAUACGGUCACCUACUCUGUGGUCAGUGGUAACGGCUAUUUUGAGGUCGAUCCACUUAAUGCUGCACUGCGACUCAUUAAACCACUCGACUACGAGGAUAAACAUCAGAUCACCUUCCAGGUGAACGCAAGUGACGGAGAUAUGAAUCACAGAGUCAAGGUCAACGUCAGUGUUACAGUCCUAGAUGUCAACGACAACGCCCCUGUGUUCUCGUCAGCGCUAUACAACUGUACAGUCGUGGAGAAUGCUACUUUGCCGAUCAAUUGUUCUGAGCUUAUUGAAGCAAGUGAUAACGACACUGGUAAUAACGGACACAUACUCUAUCAAAUACAGAGACACACAGAGGAUAUUUUCAAAAUCAAUAACACGACCGGACUUAUCCGACCCCCUUCUUCCUUGGAUUAUGACACAGGGGCACGAACUUACAUACUAACGAUACUAGCUAUGGAUAAUGGCAAUCCUAAAAAGACAGGCUCGGCUGUGGUAGAGGUAACUGUGAAGGACAGGAACGACAAUCCACCUGUAAUACAUGGUCCGAGUCAGUUCACUAUUCCAGAGAAUUUACCCGUCAACACGUCAAUCGGGACUGUAUUCGCCACUGACGCGGAUAUCAACGAUGUAUUAAGAUUUUUAUUGACUAGUAAUACAGAUUUUCAUAUUCAAAAAGACACCGGGAUAUUAUUCCUUACACGGAUGUUUGAUUACGAAAAGGAAAUCGACCGGCAUACUCAGGUGAAUGUCAGUGUAAGUGAUGGCACACAUACUGUUGUGUUUCCUAUUUCUGUGGACGUUACUAACGUCAAUGACGAGAUACCUGUCUUCGUUAACUCCUCGUUAACACCAAAGAUAUCAGAGGACAUGGAUGACCAGUCAUUCUAUAUCCAGGCAACGGAUGGCGAUAUCGGCUCUUUGUUGUCCUACAAUAUAUCCACUUAUCCAAACAUCCGGAUAUCAAGAAUGAGUGGAUUGGUUACAAUUGAAGGACCUGUCAAUUCACGGGACAACGAUACAAUCACAUUCACCGUCAGUGUGUCUGAUGGAAAACAUAUGGAAACUGCUACUGUGACGGUCCAGGUGAUUGAUGUUAAUGACCACGCUCCUAGGUUUGAAAAUUCCACUUAUACGUUUGAAGUCAAAGAAGAAGUGGACGAUGCUUUCGUUGGCCGUGUAACAGCCAUUGACAAAGAUCCCCGUGAUCUGGAUAAGCUGCGGUAUUCAAUUUUGCCACCAUGGGAACGUAACUUCAAUAUAAGUAAAAGUGGAGAGAUCCGAGUCACAUCAGCAUUGGACAGGGAGAACCUUACCGAAACCUCCGGCAAAAUUAUAUUUCUGAUAAAGGCGGAAGAUUCGGGAAUACCACCUCUAAUGUCUAUAGCCACACUCACUUUACACGUGCAAGACGUUAACGACCACGCCCCUUAUUACACGAAUACUGUGAAGAACAUAGGCAUGGACGAAAGACAGAAUGUGUCCUUUCCUGUAGAGGCGUGUGACGAAGAUGACGGGAGAUACGGUCACAUAUAUUACAGUAUUACAGACACUAACGUUUCAUCACUGGAGAUAACAACAGAUGGAAAAUUGAUAUCCACAGAUACACUUACAUACGGCCUGUAUAUGGUGGAGAUUAUUGCGUAUAACGUUGAGCCUUAUACGGUACACGGACUAACUAACGGUUCCGUCACGGUGUAUAUAAAUGUUAAGGACAUCAACAACCACGGACCCAUGUUUAACAAGACUCUCUACGAAUUUUCUCUACCAGAAGACUUUACAGUGGGACAUUUAGUGAAUGAAAGUAAUAUACAAGCAGAGGACAAAGACGAAACGCGUGAGUAUAACACGGUCACCUACUCUGUGGUCAAAGAUGAAGGCUAUUUUGAGAUCGAUCCAUUUAAUGCUGCACUGCGACUCAUUAAACCACUCGAUUACGAGGAUAAACAUCAGAUCACCUUCCAGGUGAUAGCAAGUGACGGAGAUAUGAAUCACAGAGUCAAGGUCAACGUCAGUGUUACAGUAUUAGAUGUCAACGACAACGCCCCCGUGUUCUCUUCAGAGCUAUACAACUGUACAGUCGACGAGAAUGUUACCUCGUCGAUCAACUGUCCUGUACUCGUUAAUGCAAGCGAUGUCGACGCGGGAGAUAACGGACGCAUACUCUAUACAAUAGAGGGAUACACAAAGGAUACUUUCACGAUCAAUAAAACUACGGGAGAUAUACACCCCAGCCUGCCAUUGGACUAUGACUCCGGUGUAAGAACUUACAUACUGACGAUCCUUGCCACCGACAAUGGCAGUCCUAAAAUGACGGGCUCAUCUAUGGUAAAGUUGACUGUGAAGGACAAGAACGACAACUCCCCUGUAAUUCAUGGGCCGAGUCAGGUCAACAUUCCGGAAAAUUUACCCCUCAAAACAUCAGUUGCUACCAUGUUCGCCACGGAUGCGGAUAUGAAAGACGUGCUGUCAUUUGCUCUGUCUGAAACAGAUACCCAUGAUCUAUUUUCCGUAAAGAGUGACAAUGGACUUGGAUACGUGAUCCUCAAUAAACAGCUUGAUCGUGAAGUCAAUGCAUCGUAUAGCCUGGAAAUUAGCGUUACAGAUACCGCCAAUCACACUACCUCGACAGUCCUGAAUAUUACCGUGCUGGAUGUUAACGACAACAAACCCGAAUUUCUAGAAGAGAUGUAUAACGAAACAGUGGAUGAAGGUCCGAAAAGUGAACACUUAACUGUCGAUACCGAGGCUACUGACCGCGACGAGGGGCCUAAUGCUGAGCUGGUGUACAGCAUCAUAUCCCAGGACUUCGGGCACCACUUCGCUAUAAAUAGCACCACGGGUGUUAUAAAUGUUCUGACAUCACUUAACCGAGAAGAUACGUCAAUGUACACACUGGUGAUUCAGGCGGCCGACAAUGGUGACACUAGUCUGUCAGGAACUGCAACCGUUUUUAUCAACGUUGAUGACAUCAAUGAUUGCGCCCCCGUGUUCCUCCAAACUACAUACAGUGCAACUGUGAUGGAAGGGUCGCCUUCGGGCACCUCUGUUAUACACUUAACAGCUACGGACAAGGACGCACUUCCAACCAACAGGAAUGUUUCUUACUCCAUAAUGGAUUACUCAGACCUAUUCGGAGUCGAUGAGGACGGAGUGCUGGCCUUGAAACAGAGGGUUGUUGUCGGGACGCAUCCCACACCGUAUGUUGUACAAGUUGAGGCGACCGACGGGAAAUACCUUACAACGGUUAAUGUCACUGUUGCCGUUAUUGAUGUGAAUGACCAUGACCCUGUCUUCAACGAAACAUUGUACUCGUUUUCUGUUCCCGAAAAUGACGAAUUCGCCGAGGCUCCUAGUGCUUUAGUAGGAGUAGUGUCGGCUACCGAUAACGACCCAGGGACCCAGAUCACCUACCGUAUCAUGUCAACAGACGUACCGGUAUUCAUCAUCUCACCGAUGAAUGGGUCUAUAACUACCAAUGGUACGCUCGACAGGGACCAGUGUGUCAAUAGCAGAUACACAUUUACGGUAAUCGCCACAGACAACGGCAACGCCACACGUACAGGAUUUGUGGAGGUUGCCGUAACGAUCAGUGACGUCAAUGACAACAGGCCAGUGUUUACAAGCCUUAAAUACGACGGCAAUGUCAUCGAGAAUUCGCCUGUCGGAACGGAAGUUAAUGUUCAUCCUGCAAUCCUUGCCAGUGAUAUUGAUGCUGGGGACAACGGGACAGAUGGCAUAGUGUUUUAUCUCUCAACUGAUUCUCCAUUCGAAAUUAGAAACAAAACUGGGAGAAUUUUUGUCAAGAAUGCCACUCUUGAUCGUGAAACAAAAGACACAUAUGACUUGACGGUGUGGGCAAUUGACCAGUUAGGUUCCGGAAAAAAUAAUUCCACGUCUCUCAUCAUAACAUUGGAUGAUGCUAACGACGAACCCCCCGUAUUCACACAUAACGUUUCCGUAUUCACGUGUAAUGAGAGUGUUCCAAAUUCCUACCUUGUCGGAACUAUUUAUAGUUCAGACGCAGAUAUCAAUGGCAACGAGACAACACGGUAUGAUAUCGACAGUGGAGGUGAAGGUCGCUUCUAUAUAGACCCCAUUCAAGGUGAUAUAAAAGUAACUGGAGGACUAGACCGUGAGCAGAAAGCCAACUACACCCUAAUAAUUCGAGCAUCAGAUGGCCGGAACUUUGCCCUAACGAUAGUCGAGAUCAUACUGGGGGACACAAACGACAAUGCCCCAGUAUUCCCGUCUAGCCCAGUUUUCAUAAACGUCACCGAAAGCAACACCAGCCUUCCAGGGAUAUACAAGUUUACAGCUCACGAUGCUGACUUGGGAGAAAACUCCCGUCUGUCUUAUUUCAUUAAUAAAAACGAUUCCGACUAUUCGAUAUUUGCGGUUUCGGAAGAUGGAAUUCUGAAUACCAGUAAACCACUGGAUAGAGAGACCAACGCUACAUAUACUUUCCGGGUAUAUGUCCGCGACCAUGGGACACCGUCUCUGUCUUCCAGCGUUAGGGUGAUAUGUCAUGUCCUGGACACUAACGACAAUUUCCCGAUAUUCUAUGAUUCCCAGGACAAACCAAUAACUGAGUAUAGAACAUCUAUACUGGAAAAAUCACCAGUUAACUCGCCUGUCUUUUUUCCUUAUGUCAAGGAUAAAGAUUUGGACAAGAAUAGCCUCGUACAUUUCCGACUUGUUGGAAUCGAAAGUGACCUGUUUCAGUGCAAUUAUAAUACCGGUGUUGUCACCAUUGCAAAGAGAAUCGAAAUAAACUCUUUGAUAGGGGGGGGGAAAGGAUACAAAAAUACAACAGACUAUAUAGACAUAGUGCUGGCGGUCGAAGCGGCCGACGAGGGAGAUCCAUCGAAAAGUACUAAUCUGACACUGCAUGUGACAGUUGAGCAAAUCAGUGACGAAAACCCUGUAUUUGACAAAGCUAUGUAUGACUUCAGUGUUCCCGAGUCUAUGGCUAAUGGGUCAUAUGUGGGAGUGGUGACUGCGAUGAUGCCAAACGUUACAAGUUACCACCUGACAUACUCUCUCGUCAUACCCACUCACAUACUGGUACUUGACAAGGCCUCGGGGAACAUUACACUAAAUAGCACACUAGAUCGGGAGGAGAGUGAAUCACACACCUUCGCUGUGCAAGUGACGGAUGGGAAAACUCCAGAGAGAACCGCUUUUACAAUGGUCAACAUUCACGUGACAGACGUUAAUGACAACGCGCCACAGUUUCAGUUUCUGCCAUACGUCUUUACUGUAACAGAAGGUAUCGACGUCAUACUAGAUAUAGAGGCUGUUUCAGCGAUAGACAAAGACGCUGGAUGCAAUGCUAUAAUACAUUACAGUCUACUUAACUAUACAGGUGAUAUAUUCGGUGUCAACGACACGACCGGUAAUCUUAUAAUUAACGGGACAUUGGACAGGGAAACAAACCAAAACUUCAACCUCAUAGUGCAGGCUGCGGACAGUGGAUUGCCGCCUCUGAACACUACAACCUUUGUCGAGGUAGAGAUUAACGACAUCAAUGACAAUUCGCCACAGUUCCAACGUACUAACUACACAUGCUCUGUGUUAGAGAACGCGGCCUUCCAGCAGGUCUGUAACGUAUCGGCGACGGAUGACGACUUAGGUGAUAACGGGACUGUUGUAUACAGUAUCCAAGAGGAAAACAUUCCGUUCUACAUUAACCCAACAGACGGGACCAUUUGGAAGUCCGGGAUGACUGAUUUUGAGACCAUGAGCACGUACCAUUUGACAGUGGUGGCACAUGAUCUGGGAUCCCCCAUGCGUAGCUCCAACGUAUCCUUGAUUGUAACUGUUGUUGACGUACCGGACACGGCCCCUCAUUUCAAGAGACGUCUGUACAACAUAUACACGUCACCUUUCACACCUGUACACUCCGUAAUACUGAACGAGACGGCAGGAGAUGCUGGCAUCACAUACACCAUUUCUGAUGGCCUAGAAACGUUCUGUAUUGACAACUCCAGUGGUGUUAUAUCCCUCUGUAAGGUGAUGGACUCUAAAAAGUCCACUUACGUUCUGGAAGUACUUGCGGAGGAUGACAACUUGACAGACACGGCUGUGGUUGUGAUUCACUUACGGAAUGAACCUGCAAGCUUCAUUAAAAGUCAUUUUACGACUGAUGUCCAGGAAAACCAACUGGGUGGCCUGUUGUUAGAUCUCAACACUACCGAGGAACUGGCGGGGUACCCCGUGCAUUACACUCUCAUAUCAGUUCAACCGGAAGAGACGAGUAAUACGUUUGCGGUGAACGAAACGACUGGUGAAAUAUACUGCCUCAGAAAACUUGACCGGGAGUUAGCAGAAACGUACACUCUUUAUGUGUCUGCCGAGGUCAUCCGUAGUAGCGGAAGGUCGAGGCGAUCUAUUGGUGAGUCUUUGGGACAAGUAACUGUAACAGUCAGGGUCGGGGACGUGAAUGAUAACCCUCCCCACUUUGCCGCCGAUACUAAACUCAUUUAUCGUGUACCAGUCAAUCUGCAACUGGCGGGAAAAGUUGCUGAGCUACAGGCAUUUGACCCCGACGAUACCAGCACCAUAACAUACAGUCUGGUAAACGGCACCGCACUUCCAUUCUUCCUCGAAAGCGGCAAUAACACCAGAAUACUGCUAAAGAGCUCGUUAAAAUUACGCUCAUACAAACUGACGGUGACUGCCACUGACGAAGGUGGUCUCUCGUCUUAUGUCAAUAUUACGAUUAUAACAAUACCGGACGCUGACAGACUAACAUAUGUGAUCCCGAUGGCGCCGCAAGAAUUUGAGAAACAGAAGCAAGCCUUAAUUGCGAACUUGAGUUCAAUACUGGGAGUAAACAUCACGGUGGAGGGAUAUAAAGCACACAUCUCUACGGAGGUAGAGCCAGACAAGACAGAUCUUCUACUCUACGCCAACAAUCGCACCACUGGUCGUCUUCUCUCUAACGAGGAGCUGAGUAGCAUCAUCAGUGCCAAGUUUGCUGACAUAUUUAGGCUGUUUAAAUGCACAGAUGUCACCUGUUACGUCCAAACUACGACCGUCAAACACUCGUCCAAUCUAAUGACGGCUCCCGAAAUCGCACUUCUCACAAUAGCCGUAUUAAUAUUCGUGGCAUGCUUGCUUGUGAUCAUCGCGGGUAAUCAUAUAUGGAAACAAUUCCACGAAGCAAGGGAGCAGGAGGUGAAAAUGUGGGAGUUGGAAAGCCUUCGGUCAGAUGUCGGAAGUCAACUCGCUGUUGCUGCCAUCAACCCAAAUAUGGAGACAUCAUUUUCAGCUUUAGAUGAUAGUGUCAACACACCUUCUGGACUGGCAGCGAACACAAAGAGGACUAUGCUUUACGAGUCUCAGGAAUUGAGGAUGGACUUUGAUAACGAAGCGUUUGUACACGAGCAUCCGGUGACGAAUGGUGCAGACAGUGGAGUAGAGAAUGAUUCCUCCAGCUCAAGUAACGUUGAUGACAACGAGUCCCCUGGCACCGAGGUAUAUCCCGAUACAGAUUUAACAGAAAAGAGGGUAGAGCCAGAGCAGUAUAAGCAGGUUGCGCCAGGGCCCAGUAGUAGUGGUACAGAACGUAAGUUAUUGUUUCCACCACAACCAAAAACUACUGUGGGUAAUCAGCAGAAAGUGACAUUACACAUUGACAUGGACACUGGGGAUACGGAUGACGGCGACCUCGACCUCGACAAGGACACUUCGUCAGUUAGCAGAGAGAAAAUCCGAUCUACGGACAUAUCCGGUGAAUCUUUGGUCGGUGCAGAAACAUCAGCUCAAUCGGUGUCACUAAAGAAUGACACACCACUGGACACUACAGAGACAGACAUCAACAGCGUUCUCUCAGAUACGUCACCUUCUGGGACUUUAAGUAGUGAUCCAAACAUUGAAGACCUAGAUUUGGAUACUGGGGAGGAAAUGGUGACAUCGUUUUGAUAUUACAUGUCACUGCCAAUGAUUUCACUCAAUCAGAGCAAACGUUUGUUCCACUUCUCUAUCGACACUUUUUGUUACUAAAUAAUGUGAUAUGCACUUUAAUAUGACAUUGGACUCUUCAAUGAAUAUUUGCAUGAAAGAAUUAAUGAAUGUGCCACAGCGUGUGUGUAGGUGUGUGUUUGGGUGUAGUGCGUGGUGUGGCGAGUUGAUUUAUGAGUUGUGAGUUAUGAGAAGUGAUUGUGGUGCUAGUUGUGCGACUAACAUCACUCAAAAAGAAAAAAUCGCCUUAAAUGUUGUUUAAUUAAAUCACUUAUAAUUUGGAAAUAACUACCGGUACUGGUACAUUUAAUUUAUUUACAUGGUUUAUUUUCAUGCAGAUUACACCGAAUUGCUUUAAUUUAAUUGUACAUCAUAUGGUUUUAUUAAAGUGAUACACCUUUUAAAUACUGGUACGUAUGAAGUUGCGCGUUGAGAUAUAACGUGUAAGUUAUAUGUAAUGUAUCGUUUCUAUACUUGAUUAAAUAUAAAUGUUAUACACUCUCGUUAAUUGUAGUCUAUCAUGAUUCAUUAAAAUGUAUUUUUAUAUUA